AUGCCGUCGAAGAUUGUUGUCAGGAAAAAGAACCCACGAGAUAGUGCCACUCGUGUAGCUGCGACUCUAAAGAAAUGGAGAGAGUACAAUGAGCAGACGGAGGCUGCUUCUAGCAAUGAUGAUGGUGGUCUCAAACCGAUACGUAAGGGUUCUAGAAAGGGUUCUAGAAAAGGCAAGGGAGGGCCUGAGAAUGGGAUUUGUCACUACAAAGGUGUUAGACAGAGGACUUGGGGUACAUGGGUUGCUGAGAUCCGUCAGCCAUGUCGUGGUGCUAGGUUAUGGUUAGGUUCUUUUCCUAGCUCUUAUGAAGCUGCGUUGGCUUAUGACGAAGCUGCUAAAGCUAUUUAUGGUAAGUCAGCCGUACUCAAUCUUCCUGACGUUUCCAACGGCUCUUCUUCUUCUUCUGCAGCUGGCUCGGUUACUACAUUGUCAAAUGUUCAGGUGAAAGAAGAGGAUGUUAGCGAUGAGUAUGUUUUCUUGGAGAGCUCUCAGUGUAUUAAAGAGGAGGUGGAAGUGAUGGAAAGCUCUCAGUGUGUUAAAGAGGAGAUGGGUGUAAUUGACUCAGCUGAUACUUUUGGAAUUAGAAAUGGCAAUGAACCAUGGGAUUUUGGUGUGGACGAGAUGUUUGAUGUGAAUGAGGUGUGGGGUUUGUUAGGGGAGAUCAAUGUGGUGUCUGGUCAAGAGACUAUGCAGGGUCAAGUUGAUAGUUCUUCAAACCUCAAUCACCAGGUGAAGUUUCAAGAUGCUAACUUGCUUGGGAGCUUCAUCCAGACAGAGACUGCUCAUCUUGGAGUUGAUUAUGGAUAUCCAAUGGAGAGCAAUUGUGUGGAUUUGGACCGUAGCAAGUUCCAGGAUCUUGACAUAAAAGACAUGGGUUUUGAAAGAGAGGAAAAAGAUGUUCACGGCCCAGUUACUGAUACUUAUGUUAAUGGUUAG
Eruca vesicaria subsp. sativa (arugula) is the source of this 936-nucleotide messenger RNA. NCBI's taxonomy places the organism in Eukaryota, Viridiplantae, Streptophyta, Magnoliopsida, Brassicales, Brassicaceae. The record is from the annotation of a GenBank genome assembly.